Messenger RNA from Meloidogyne enterolobii, 846 nucleotides. The record is from the annotation of a GenBank genome assembly. Lineage: Eukaryota; Metazoa; Nematoda; Chromadorea; Rhabditida; Meloidogynidae.
AUGUAUCUUUUACAUGGCUUUAAGGCGAUUUAUACAGGUGUUGGUGGGUGCAUUUUGGAGAAAUUUUUAAGAUUGUCUUGUGGUUUUGUAAUUUUUGAGGUUUUGAAUCGUCACUACCAGGAAAUUGGAGGAAAUAUUGAUGAUCUGAAAGAUUUAAAUAAUUUGGACAAUUAUCAACUUUUUCUAAUUAAAUUACGAACAGGAAUACGUGAAACUAUUCAAGUAGUUUUAUGUUCGGUUAUUUCUCGUCCAUUUACUGUUGUAGCAAUUCGUCAAAUAGCUCAACUUAUUGGAAACGAAACAAAAUAUUUGCCUAUAAAUCCUUUCCAACCUUUAUUACUUAUUGGUGCAGAAGAGGGCCCUCCUGGACUUUUUUCUGGAUUAAUGCCUUUAAUUGUUAAUGGACUAAUUUCUGUUUGGGGAACAACUAUUUGUAUUUAUCUAGUAGACAUUGUAUACAAUAAAAUGGUAAUAAAAUUAAAUAUGAAGGUAGAAGAAGAUUGGGAAAAUCUUCAUCCAUAUGAGAAACAACAGUUAGCUGAACACUUACAGCUUUGUGUACUUUUACGCUAUAACGUGUGUAAUUUAAUUGUCCCUUCUCUGGUUGGUUUUGUGCAAUAUCCUUUUAAAUUAUGUUCUAAUUUGAUGGCUGCUGCUGGUUCUGGUUUACUAGCCUCUCUUUUGCCUUAUUCACCAACUUUCAAUAAUUGGUUUGAUACUUACAAUUAUUUGGCACAAAAUUGUGAACUUUAUAGAGGCGUCAUGCCUUAUCUACGUAGAGAGAAGGGAUCAAUCCAAGUUGGUCCAGAUAAUAAAUUGUAUGGAAGUAAAAAACAUUUUAUUUAA